CUCAAUUUCUCAAAUCAUCUCCACACACUAAACUAGAACCUGCUUCACAACACAACACAACUACUACCUGUUCAACUGCUACUACUGCAACGAGAGAGAAAAAACAAUUUCAGUUUCAGAAGAGAGAAAGGAGCAACUGAGCAAGAACUGAAGAAAAUAGAGAGAGAGAAGCCAUGGAGCAGGGGUACGGCUGCUACAGCUACUACCAGCAGUACAAGAGCAGCGGCAGUUUCAUCAGUGGCAAGGAGAAGAGGCCGCCGCUGAAGAGGGGGCAGCUGAAGCGGCAGAUUGUGAGGACGCUCAGCAACCUCAUGGCGCCGGCGACGAGGAGCAGCGGCGACGCUGCUGCUGCUGCAGACUCCAAGAAGAAGGCAGCGGAUCGCAGCAGCUUCAGGAGAGAAGCCAGCUACAACUGAAUCGAUCCAAUCGAACAGCAACAUCAUCAUCAUCUGAUACUCAGAUUGAUAUGCAUAUUACUUGUAGUAUAUUGCUUGUGUACGUGUGCUGUGCAGUAGGAGUAUUCCGUACGUAGAUGUGUAUGGAUCGAUGUAGUUGACAUGGUGACAGGAAAAGUUGCUGCUGCUAGAUUGUAGAUGCCCUUUUGUUCAUCUUUCCCUCAAUUUUGUUCGGACCUUUCGGAGUAUUAGUAAUGAAGAUCAAUUUUCUUUUGUUGAAAGGCUAGUUAAUAGUGCUGUGCUUCAUCAGUAGAUCUGUUCUUGGCUUAAUUGCAGAGGUUACUUGAAUUUACACCAUAUCUAUGCUUCCAA
Messenger RNA from Oryza sativa Japonica Group (Japanese rice), 767 nucleotides. RefSeq lists its product as uncharacterized. Lineage: Eukaryota; Viridiplantae; Streptophyta; Magnoliopsida; Poales; Poaceae. The record is from RefSeq and is a predicted model, not a curated record.